Messenger RNA from Naegleria gruberi, 1074 nucleotides. RefSeq lists its product as uncharacterized. The transcript has 3 exons. Lineage: Eukaryota; Heterolobosea; Eutetramitea; Acrasida; Naegleriidae. The record is from RefSeq and is a predicted model, not a curated record. Gene Ontology annotation, molecular function: zinc ion binding; oxidoreductase activity, acting on the CH-OH group of donors, NAD or NADP as acceptor. Bases 1 to 1074 code for a protein of 357 amino acids.
AUGUCCAAGCAACUUAUGAAGCCAAUCACAGUUAAAGGUUACGCAGUAGCUGAACCAACAGAAACUCAAAAAUUUCUCUUGAAACCAAUUGAGCAACAAGUAAAUAGCUUGGGUGAAAAUGAUAUUUUUGUUGACAUUAUUGCCAGUAGUAUCUGUUAUGGAGCAUUCCAUCAUGUUGGAAAUAUUCCUGGUCAUGAAAUUGUGGGAAUUGUAAGACAUGUUGGUGAGCGAGUUGAAAAGGAUGGAAAGAUAGCCGUGGGCAUGAGAGUUGGCAUGGGUUGGAAUUAUUCCUCUUGCUUAGAGUGUGGAUCUUGCAAGCAUCAUUUUGAAAAUUUGUGUGAUUCCUCCAAGCCAUUCAUGAAUGCACCAAUUGGUGGUGGUUUCCAGAAUGGAGUCGUUUGGGAUUCGAGAUUUGUUUAUCCAAUUCCUGAGAAAUUGAAGUCAGUUGAUGCUGCUCCAUUGUUUUGUGCAGGAGCUGCCGUUUUCUCGCCUUUAAAACUUUAUCGUGAAAGCCCUUAUUCUAAACCAAACGAAUUCAAAGUUGCUGUUCUUGGAUUGGGUGGUUUAGGCCAUUUAGCUCUUCAAUUUGCUUCCAAAAUGGGUUUCCAUGUUACUGCUCUUUCCACAAGUGCUAACAAGGAAGAAGAAUGUAGAUUAUUUGGAGCCAAUGAUUUUCAUGUCCACACCAAUGAAAAUUCUGUAAAACAAUUGAACAGCAAUUUUGAUUUGAUUCUCAAUUGUGUCAGCACCGACAUUGAUACUGACAAAUUUGUGAAAAUGUUGAAGCCAUUCGGCAAGUUGGCAAUAAUUGGAGUUCCAUCCUCUGGAAGUAUCAAAGCAGGUGCUUUUGCCAUGAUUAUGAAGAAUCGUUCAAUUGUUGGUUCUGGAGGUGCCUCCAACGAUCAAAUUAGAGAAAUGUUGAAUUUUGCUGCUGAGCACAAUAUCAAACCUCAAAUUGAAUUGAGUUCCUUGGAGAAAGUCAACGAAGCAAUGGAGAAGGUUGUUAAAAAUCAAGCACGUUACAGAAUUGUUAUGGUUGUAGAUAAAGAAAUAGUUGAUAAGGAAAAUCAAUAA